UGGGAGAAGUAAAGUGAUAUGACAGAAAACAUGAUUGAUAUUGGUUGAGCGCGGUGCAUAACAAUUAAAUCCUUAAAUUAAUAUACAAACUGGGGUCAAAAUAGCACAAGAAGAACCAGAUUAAGAGGAACAAUAAGCAUAUUCUUCUUCAUUACGUACAUCCCAAGUGGAAAACUAGCACGAAGAAGAAGAAGAACAACAAGAACCAGCACUUAAAAGAUCGAUCAAACUCAACUACAUAACUUCGACGGAAGAAAACGCAAAAACCGACGGAGAAAAUGAUGUUAGACGGAACCGAAGACGAAGAGAAGUUCCUCGCCGCCGGAAUCGCCGGCCUUCAACAGAAUUCAUUCUACAUGCACCGUGCAUUGGACUCGAAUAAUCUUAGAGAUGCUUUGAAAUAUUCGGCUCAGAUGCUUUCUGAGCUUAGGACUUCCAAGCUUUCUCCUCAUAAAUACUACGAACUCUACAUGCGUGCCUUUGAUCAAUUGAGGAAGCUGGAGAUGUUCUUUGAGGAAGAGACUCGUCGCGGUUGCUCUAUUAUUGAUCUUUAUGAGCUUGUUCAGCAUGCCGGCAACAUUUUGCCUCGAUUGUAUCUCCUCUGUACAGUAGGAUCUGUAUACAUCAAAUCAAAGGAAGCUCCUGCUAAGGAUGUUCUUAAGGAUCUUGUGGAGAUGUGUCGUGGCAUUCAGAACCCUGUUCGUGGACUCUUUCUCAGAAGUUACCUUUCUCAAGUUAGUAAGGAUAAAUUGCCUGAUAUUGGUUCCGAGUACGAAGGGGAUGCGGAUACUGUAUCAGAUGCUGUAGAAUUUGUACUCCAAAAUUUCACAGAAAUGAACAAACUUUGGGUGCGGAUGCAACAUCAGGGGCCGUCCCGGGAGAAGGAGAAACGGGAAAAGGAAAGGAGUGAGCUGCGAGAUCUUGUUGGGAAGAAUCUUCAUGUUCUCAGUCAGAUAGAGGGUGUUGACCUUGAUAUGUACAAAGAUGUUGUGCUACCUAGAGUACUGGAGCAGGUCGUGAAUUGCAAAGAUGAGUUGGCUCAAUUCUACUUGAUGGAUUGCAUAAUUCAAGUCUUCCCGGAUGAGUAUCACUUGCAAACUCUUGAUGUGUUGUUGGGUGCUUACCCUCAACUUCAGCCAUCUGUUGACAUCAAGACAGUACUAUCCCAGUUAAUGGAAAGGCUUUCAAAUUAUGCUGCUUCAAGUGCUGAGGUGUUGCCUGAGUUUUUGCAGGUGGAAGCAUUUUCCAAAUUAAGCAAUGCAAUCGGCAAGGUGAUAGAGGCACAGCCUGACAUGGCCACUGCUGGAGUUGUAACUUUAUAUUCAUCUCUUCUUACCUUCACUCUUCAUGUCCACCCCGAUCGACUAGAUUAUGCUGAUCAAGUCUUGGGAGCAUGUGUGAAAAAUCUCUCUGGCAAAGGUAAAAUUGAGGACAAGAAGGCAACGAAGCAGAUUGUUGCUUUAUUAAGUGCUCCACUAGAGAAAUACAAUGACAUUAUGACUGCCUUGAAGCUUUCAAACUAUCCUCGUGUAAUGGAAUUCCUUGACAUUCCAACUAAUAAGGUCAUGGCAACUGUUAUUAUUCAAAGCAUUAUGAAAAAUGCAACACGCAUUUCUACUUCAGACAAGGUUGAAGCGUUGUUUGAACUGAUAAAAGGGCUUAUCAAGGAUUCUGAUGUGACUCCUAAUGAUGAGCUGGACGAGGAUGAUUUCAAAGAGGAGCAGAAUUCUGUUGCACGUCUGAUCCAGAUGCUUUAUAAUGAGGAUCCAGAAGAGAUGUUUAAGAUCAUUGAAACUGUGAGGAAGCACAUACUGACUGGAGGACCAAAGCGUCUGCCUUUCACCGUUCCACCUCUUAUGUUUUCUUCUUUGAAGUUGGUCAGACAGUUGCAAGGUCAAGGUCAAGAAGAAAAUCCUUUUGGGGAUGAUUCGGCAACAUCACCAAAGAAAAUCUUUCAGCUUUUAAAUCAGACCAUCGAGACUCUGUCAGGUGUUCUGGCACCAGAGUUAGCAUUGCAGUUGUGCUUGCAAUGUGCUGAGGCUGCAAAUGACUGUGAGUUGGAACCAGUUGCAUAUGAAUUUUUUACGCAAGCUUAUAUUCUAUACGAAGAAGAAAUUUCUGAUUCCAGAGCACAGGUCACAGCUAUCCAUUUAAUAAUAGGAACUCUUCAAAGGAUGCAUGUCUUUGGCGUUGAGAACAGGGAUACUUUAACUCACAAGGCCACAGGGUAUUCAGCGAAGCUUUUAAAGAAGCCAGAUCAAUGCAGAGCUGUGUAUGCGUGCUCACAUUUGUUUUGGGUUGAUGAUCAUGAUAACAUGAAAGAUGGAGAGAGAGUCCUAUUAUGCCUUAAGCGAGCUUUAAGGAUUGCAAAUGCUGCACAACAAAUGGCAAAUGCUGCACGGGGUAACACCGGAUCAGUAAUGCUUUUCAUUGAGAUUUUGAACAAGUAUCUUUACUUUUUUGAGAAGGGGAACCCACAGGUGACAGUUGCUGCUAUCCAGGGCCUAAUUGAGUUAAUUAUGAAUGAAAUGCAAAGUGACACUGCGACUUCAGAUCCAUCUGCAGAUGCUUUCUUAGCCACUACUAUGCGCUAUAUACAGUUCCAAAAACAAAAGGGUGGUACAGUUGGUGAGAAAUAUGAACCGAUCAAGGUUUGACAUGCAGACUGAUAUUGUUGCGUUUAUGUUGCACUUUGGAGCAAUUUGUUCAUGUGAUAAUCCAACAACUGUUAUGAAUUGUCGUCUUUGGAUUUUAACCAAGGAAACCACAAGUUUGUGUUCAUCAUAUGAGCUGACAGCAAAAACAUGUUGGACAGUUUGGAUUUCGAUUAAUUAACUAUGUAACUAUUGAGACUAAGCAAAUUUUAAGUUUGCUGGAUCCUUUUCUCCCCAAAAUUGACAUUUAGUUUAGAGAAGUUAUCGUAGUACAGUUACUAGAUUUAAAUUCUUCUAGUUGUGCACAAAGGUUUACAUGGAUUUAUGGAUUUCUAUUGUGGAGUUUAUAGGCCGAUACUUUUUGUUUAUAUUUUGUAACGAACUUUUUGUACUUGCUACAGAGUGUUUCUUUGCGUA
Messenger RNA from Trifolium pratense (red clover), 3071 nucleotides. Its product is annotated as vacuolar protein sorting-associated protein 35A-like. The transcript has 21 exons. Gene Ontology annotation, cellular component: retromer, cargo-selective complex; late endosome; retromer complex. NCBI's taxonomy places the organism in Eukaryota, Viridiplantae, Streptophyta, Magnoliopsida, Fabales, Fabaceae. The record is from RefSeq and is a predicted model, not a curated record. Gene Ontology annotation, biological process: retrograde transport, endosome to Golgi; intracellular protein transport. The coding region runs from base 279 to 2657 and encodes 792 amino acids.